AUUUUCUUGUUUUGGAGUUUUGCAGAAAACACCUUAGUUUUUCCGCUAGUUUUCUUGUAACUCGGCUUAAAUACAGGUGAAAUUCAUCAACAUUACAUUGUAUUUGCCUUAUUAGUAGCAUCUUCUUUCACGACCAUGACGAGACCAGGCGAAAAUGGCAAGGAUCGCCGGCGCUCUCGUAGCAGAUCGCAUUCCCCACCGGAUCGGAAGAAAAGGCGCUCCCGGAGUCGUGAUCGCGAUCGGGAGCGUGCGAAAACUUCUUUCCGGUUCAAGGAUUUCAGCAGACGUGACCGUGAGAGAGAUCGCGAGAGGGAACAACGAGAUCGAGAAAGGGACAAGGAACUGGAAAAGGAGCGGUUUAAGGAAGCGGAACGGAAGAGAGAACGCGAGAAGGAACGGGAAAAACUUAGGGAGCAGGCUACUAAAUAUGCUCAGAGUGUGAGUAGCAGCGGUGGAAAUAGUGGUGGAUUUCGUCAAUCGAAGUUUGACCAAAAGCCGCCUGGGUUUGUUGAGAAAGAAGUCAAGAAACCCGUGAAGGAGGAGCCCAAAGAAAAAGAGGAGACUUUCGAUCUUUCCGUGCCCAUGGAUAAGGAAGAAGAACAGCGAAGGUUAGAACAGGAAAUGGUUAAAAGAAGAGAGCGGAUAGAGCGCUGGAGAGCUGAAAGAAAACGAAAAGAAAUCGAAAUCAAGAAACCAUCUGUUUUGACCGGAGUUCAUAUUCCGAAGAAAUGGAGCUUGGAGGAUGACGAAGAAGAUGACGAUGACGAUGUGAAAGAUAAAGCCAACAAAGGCAUUGACGAAGAGGAUGAUAUUGAUCCUUUGGAUGCGUUCAUGAAGGAAGUCAAUGAUGAGGUGAGGAAAGUAAAUAAGUUGGUUAACCCCACAACAAAAGCGGACGGACAGGCUGCUUCUAGCUCUGGUGUUACUAUUAUCACAGGUGUCGUGAAAAAGAGUACGGAAACGACCAACAAGGGUGAACUGAUUGAGCAAAAUCAGGAUGGUUUAGAGUAUUCCUCAGAAGAGGAACAGGAAGACAUUAAAGAUACUGCUGCAAAUUUAGCAAACAAGCAGAAAAAAGAACUAGCUAAAAUUGACCAUUCUGGAAUUAACUACAUGCCCUUCAGGAAAGCGUUCUAUGUCGAGGUGCCUGAAAUUGCCAAAAUGACCCACGCGGAAGUUGGCGUUUAUAAAACUGAACUCGAAGGAAUAACUGUGAAGGGUAAGGGAUGCCCAAAACCUAUCAAAACCUGGGCCCAUUGUGGUGUUUCGAAAAAAGAGUUUGAUGUUCUUAGGAAACUCGGAUUCGCAAAACCAACACCAAUUCAAUGCCAGGCCAUUCCUGCGAUUAUGUCAGGCCGCGAUUUAAUUGGUAUUGCCAAAACUGGUAGUGGGAAAACAUUGGCAUUCAUUCUUCCUAUGUUCCGACAUAUUUUGGAUCAACCACCGCUUGAGGAUGGAGAAGGUCCAAUAUCCAUUAUUAUGACACCAACUCGCGAACUUUGCAUGCAAAUAGGAAAAGAUAUAAGAAAAUUUGCAAAGUCGUUGAAUUUGAGAGCAGUAUGCGUGUACGGCGGAACCGGAAUUUCGGAACAGAUUGCUGAGCUCAAACGCGGAGCGGAAAUUAUCGUAUGUACUCCGGGACGGAUGAUCGACAUGUUAGCAGCGAAUUCUGGUCGCGUUACGAAUCUUCGUCGUGUAACGUAUGUCGUUUUAGACGAGGCAGAUCGUAUGUUUGAUUUGGGUUUUGAACCACAGGUUAUGAGAAUCAUAGAUAAUAUUCGACCGGACCGUCAGACGGUCAUGUUCAGUGCCACUUUUCCGCGGCAAAUGGAAGCUCUCGCUCGACGGAUAUUGAAAAAACCGAUUGAAAUUCAAAUUGGUGGUCGCUCGGUGGUUUGCAAAGAUGUAGAGCAACAUGUUGUUGUUCUGGAGGAAGAUGCCAAGUUUUUCAAGCUAUUGGAAUUACUUGGUCUUUAUCAAGAGCUGGGCAGCAUUAUCGUCUUUGUGGAUAAGCAGGAGAAUGCUGAUAUUCUGCUGAAGGAUUUAAUGAAGGCUUCAUAUCCUUGUCUGAGUUUACACGGUGGUAUCGAUCAAUUCGAUAGAGAUUCGACGAUUGUCGACUUCAAACAGGGUCGUGUAAAGCUGCUUAUUGCUACCUCGGUCGCUGCGCGUGGACUGGAUGUUAAACAACUGAUUUUAGUUGUGAAUUAUGACUGUCCUAACCACUAUGAAGACUAUGUGCACAGAUGUGGCCGAACAGGACGAGCUGGAAACAAAGGUUUCGCUUGGACAUUCUUGACCCAUGAACAGGGACGCUAUUCUGGUGAUACUAUUCGUGCACUUGAACUGUCCGGUGGUACCGUUCCGGAUGAUCUCCGAAGCCUGUGGGAAACAUAUAAAGCGGCUCAAGAAGCCGAAGGUAAAAAAGUCCACACCGGUGGUGGCUUUAGUGGAAAAGGCUUCAAAUUUGACGAACAAGAAGCAGCCGCUGUCAACGAGCGCAAAAAACUUCAAAAGGCAGCUCUUGGGCUACAGGAUUCAGAUGACGAUGAUGACUUGGAACAAGAUAUUGACCAGCACAUUGAAAGCAUGUUUGCCACGAAGCGCAUUGUGAAGGAAGUCGAAGCUCCAGUCAUAACUCAAUCGGUACCCACGCCGGUUCCUACGACCACGAAUUCAGACAAAUUGGAACUUGCCAAACGAUUGGCUUCACGUAUCAAUCUACAGAAAAAUCUCGGAUUUGAAGCUAAAGGUGCUACGCAGCAGGCAGCUGAGGCUAUUCUCAAGGGUGGAACAACCCAACAACUUAUCACUGCCAAAACGGUUGCCGAGCAGCUGGCAGCCAAACUUAACACCAAACUCAACUACCAACCCAAGGAUGAAGACGAAUCGCCUGUGGAAACUAAUGAAACGGUCUUCCGCAAGUACGAGGAAGAGCUGGAAAUCAACGACUUCCCACAACAAGCAAGAUGGAAAGUUACUUCAAAAGAAGCACUUGCACAAAUCUCCGAAUAUUCCGAGGCUGGUCUUACAGUACGCGGUACGUACGUUCCACCGGGUAAAACUCCUCCAGAAGGUGAACGUAAGUUGUACCUGGCUAUUGAGAGCUGCUCCGAGUUGGCUGUAACGAAGGCAAAGCGCGAGAUAACACGACUCAUCAAGGAAGAAUUGCUGAAGUUGCAGGCUUCGUCGCAUCAUAUAAUUAACAAAUCCAGAUACAAGGUUUUGUAAGAUAGAAG
Ochlerotatus camptorhynchus is the source of this 3239-nucleotide messenger RNA. RefSeq names its product pre-mRNA processing factor 5 (gene Prp5). Bases 136 to 3231 code for a protein of 1031 amino acids. The transcript has 5 exons. Gene Ontology annotation, molecular function: RNA helicase activity; ATP binding; RNA binding. The record is from RefSeq and is a predicted model, not a curated record. NCBI's taxonomy places the organism in Eukaryota, Metazoa, Arthropoda, Insecta, Diptera, Culicidae.